This is a messenger RNA of Radiomyces spectabilis, 778 nucleotides long. RefSeq lists its product as uncharacterized. Lineage: Eukaryota; Fungi; Mucoromycota; Mucoromycetes; Mucorales; Radiomycetaceae. The coding region runs from base 344 to 607 and encodes 87 amino acids. The record is from RefSeq and is a predicted model, not a curated record. The transcript is spliced from 2 exons.
UUGUAGAUAACUCUUUUCUUAGCAUGCCUUUCUUUUUUUUUAUAAUUUUUUUUCCCUUUCUUUUUUCUUCUGUUAUUGUAUAUGAUAUGGCUUUGAAAGCGAAUAAAACAGUCAUCGAUUCAAAAUAAGCUUUCGACCCAUAGAGCGAUGAGAUGUCAUGGUGAAACGAUUGCUUUCCUAUUCCGCGGGAGAAGAGUUGAUCUCGCACUUCUAGACUUGCCGGCGCGUGGUUGCACCUCAAAAAGGUAAUAUAUGCAUCUGUUACGAGUAACCACAUCACCAAAAAACUGUGAACCCUAAUCUCACUUGGAGUCACCCUUGCGUUGGGUAGCCUUUACCAAAUAUGGAAGUGUCCGUUCGCCGUUUUCGUUUCGACUAUUCCGGUAAUUUCCUUAUCGUGCUCUUCCAUGCAAAAAUUACCCCAUCCAUUCAAAAUGGCUCGACUGUAAAUUAUACUUCCAAGUGCAAACUAAAAAAGUUUCCACUAAACCAUUGUAGCAACCUGAUCUUUGGAGGUGAGCGUAAUGAAUUGUCUUUUUUGGCCAAUCACAUUAGCAACCUGUCGAUAGUUCAUCCGUUCCAACCGACCAAAAGUACAUUUGAGUAAUGAAGGAGGAUGGGCUGCUGGGCUUGAAAUGGGAAAAUGACCGUGUGCAAGAGGUUAGUAUUGAUUUAAAAUCCGCCAAUGGCAGGGGAUCGGCCCGUUCAGGAAUAACCCAGUCACGACGACUCGCCAGCAGCCACGUAAAGACAGAGUGCAUAAAUUGAUUUUGACACC